GCUAUAUAAAUUGUAUAGAACAUGUACAGUAGCUCCAUAAAGGUUUACUUUGUCUGUAGUACAUAGAAAUAAAGAAAGCAGAAGUGGACGUGUUGUGAAUGUGUUAGAUCUAGCCAUGUCUCACGGAUUGCUUCAAGCUAUUACUUUCUGUUGGUUGCUUACACUGAUCACAAAAGUGACUGCCCAAGUGAACCCUGAUUUGGCCAGACUAUGCAACAGUGCUACAAGAUGCAACGAAUGUAUUAUAGCUAACCCAAGAUGCGUGUGGUGUGCUGAUCCAGAAUACAAUGGUACUGUGAGGUGCUAUGUGAAUGGUGAUCCUGGAUUCAUUUGCAACUCUCUACAAAACCCAGUGAGCACAGUCGUGAAUGUUUCUACUCCUGCUCUUAGUGACAGCGUUCAAGUGACUCCCUUGCUGGUGAAUGUGACUGUCAGACCAGGUAUACCAAUGACAAUACCUCUCUCUGUGCGCCCCGCUCGUAACUUCCCUGUGGACAUUUACCUCCUCAUGGACUUAUCUCUUUCAAUGAACGAUGACUUAGAGAAUCUCAAAUUAUUUGGGGAUGAAUUAUCUCGUGCCGUUAAUGGCAUCUCUAGCGAGUUUCGAGUUGGGUUUGGUUCUUUUGUGGAUAAACGAGUAGCUCCAUUUGUGAGAGAGGGCGUCAGAUUUCUACAAAAUCCAUGUGUCGACAAUUCAAAUUUCCCAAAUGUUUGUGUGAGCACAUACAGUUACAGACAUCAUGUGAGCCUCACUCCCAAUGAAACAUUCUUCAAUGAACAAGUUCAACUUCAAAACAUCUCUGGUAACCAAGAUUCUCCUGAAGGAGGUUUCGAUGGCUUUUUGCAGGCAAUCGUGUGUACUAAUUUGAUUGGAUGGAGGUCAGUGUCUAGAAAACUGUUGAUCUAUAUUACUGAUGCUGGCUUUCAUAUUGCUGGAGAUGGGAAGCUUGGAGGAAUAGUUUUACCUCACGAUGGCAAGUGUAGGAUGAAUGGAACUCGAGCACCACUGGACUAUAAUGACUGGAUCACCCUGGACUACCCGUCUGUGGGGCAGGUUGCUCAGGCCUUGAGAGACAAUGGCAUCAUCCCAAUAUUUGCAGCUGAAGCUAGAGCACUUCCUGCUUAUGAGGCACUGGUAAGAGAGCUUGGGAGAGGAGUCUCAGGUUCAUUGACAGAUAACUCGGACAACAUUGUCAACCUGGUCAGGGAGAGUUACAAUAACAUCUCUCAGAGGAUUGUCUUUAACACUGACCAAGUACCUUCCGGUGUCGUGGUGAAUAUCAAUCCCACAAAUUGCCCGGGGCCAGUCGUGGGGGGCAUUUGCACUGGUGUUCUGAUUGAGAACAACGCUACAUUUAAUGUGGUAAUCACACUACAAGAGUGCACUCCAGAUAACAUUGUCAGCAGAAGAUUUCCUAUUGAAGUACUCGGCUUUGGAACUUUCACCAUACAGUUAAACCCAAUCUGCAACUGCCCAUGUGAACUGGAAAGAGCUGACUUCAGCAAUUCAAGCAAUUCCUCUUGUAACAACAACGGCACACUGCGGUGUGGACAGUGUGAAUGCAACCCUGGGAGGUUUGGAGAGUUCUGUCAAUGUGAUGCAACAGGACGGGGUGGUGUACAGCAGAUGUGUCCACUUGGCCCCACUCAAGUGCAGUGUACUAGUACUGACAGAGGGACCUGUGUGUGUGGAGAGUGUCAGUGUAGGAGAGAUCAAGCUGGUCCCCUGUUUUUUGGGCCUGCUUGUGGGUGCGACCGUGACGGCUGUCCCUCCUCCAAUGGAGAGUUGUGCUCUGCAAGGGGAGUGUGUACGUGCACUGGGUGUCGAUGCAAUGUAGAGCCCAUCACACGACAACCGUACUCUGGCAGUGCCUGUGAGUGCACACCAAACAGAGAACUGUGCUUUGACCUUAAUAACUCCACUGAGGUGUGCAAUGGUAAAGGUAGCUGUGGCUGCAAUGGGCGGUGUGAAUGUCAAGAGCCUUAUCUCGGUACCUACUGCGAAUUUUGCUCAGGAGAUGAAAUAUGCUUUUCCCAAACGUGUGAAAGGAACAGGGAUUGUGCAGCCUGUACAGUAGAGCUUCUCGACCAGCUGCCAUUAUUAACUGCAGCAGAUUUCUUUACGAAUGUAACUCUUAACAAUUUUCCCAAUGGAACCACUUUCACUUUCGAUACUAUAAGUGACACCUUUCAAUUCCGAUUGCCCUCGGACUAUUGUACAGGAAACUGCUCUCAAAAUGUCGUUAUUAUCAAUGGAACAGACAAUGUUGACUACAUGAUACAAGGUGAGAUGGCAAUUCGUUGUGAGUUUACUGUGGGCAACUGUACAUAUCGCUACUACUCUGCCUUUGAUGAAAGUACUCAGCAGUUUACUGAUGUACACCUGGAGUUCAGAAGAUUUGGCAGUGGUUGCUCACAGGUUGUGGCACAGGAUCUAGGUUCUCCACUUCCAGUUUGGUUUACUCCAGUUGUAGUAAUUGCUGCUCUAGCUGUUCUGGGGGUGCUCCUUGCCCUCAUACUCAUCCCAUUACUGUUAUUCAUCCAUGAUAAGUUUGAAAUUUGGAAGCUCGAUAGAGAAAUUGCUAGCAAUAAAAUGGUUCAUGCCAACUGUCUCUAUGUCAGUCCAGAAACACAUCACGAGAACCCAACGUAUGGACAGUAGAUGGACGAGUGUUGCAUGUAAUGAUACCGGCCAGCAUUAUAGGCACUGGCGCUUAAACACUAUAAUUUAUUACAGUUUCAGUUACAAUUGUGACAAAAUGUUGCUCCAGUGACAGUGGUUUUUAUGAUAUUUUAAAACAGUGUAUAUAUACCGUAUAAAGCGGGUAAUUUUCGUGCGGUAAAAUGUUGUUCAACUCGAAAACGGUGAUACAUUUUUUGUUUGACUUCA
Halichondria panicea is the source of this 2890-nucleotide messenger RNA. Its product is annotated as integrin beta-1-like. The transcript has 21 exons. Gene Ontology annotation, molecular function: integrin binding. Gene Ontology annotation, cellular component: focal adhesion; cell surface; integrin complex. Gene Ontology annotation, biological process: integrin-mediated signaling pathway; cell adhesion mediated by integrin; cell migration. Lineage: Eukaryota; Metazoa; Porifera; Demospongiae; Suberitida; Halichondriidae. The record is from RefSeq and is a predicted model, not a curated record. The coding region runs from base 116 to 2662 and encodes 848 amino acids.